AUGUCUUCCCUCCUGACCGCCCAUCACGUCGCCUGUUUGACAUUUUAUGAAGCCGCGACAAUCCUUUGGCCGCGCCACAAUCGCAGGGUGAGGAAGCGGCAGAGUGGACACUAUUCGAUGGCAGUCCGAGGGUCUUUCUACAUGGCGUGCGGCCUGUGCGUCAGCUCAGGCCUUCUGUGCAUGGUCUUAGUGGUCCUCUGGAACUGGCGUUGGCGCGGCGGAUUUGCCUGGGAUGGAACCGAGGCCCAGUUCAACUGGCAUCCUGUACUCAUGACCGGCGGCAUGCUGGUUCUUUAUGGACUCGCUGCCGUCCUGUUCCGUGUGCCUUGGGGGUGGUCUCAAGACAAGAAAGCGUGGAAGCUUGUCCAUGCAGGACUGAUGCUGGCUGCCUUGCUGCUAGCCGUGGUCGGCCUGCACGCCGCCUUCCAUGUGCACAGCACCCUUAAUAUACCCUCCAUGUAUUCCCUGCACAGCUGGGUAGGAAUGUGCGCCGUGUUGACCUUCGCCUGGCAGUGGUUCCUGGGCCUGGUCAGUUUCUUGAUGCCUUGUUCUGCUCCUGUGCUGGGCCACGCCAUGUUGGGCUUCCACGUGUGGACAGGGCAAACGGUGCUAAUGCUCACCCUGGCCGCCUGUAUCAGCGGAAUCAACGAACAGCUUUUUUUCGCCCUUGACGGUGUACAGGCCAGCGCUUACAGCUCACUGCCUGCGGAGGCGCUAUUUGGCAACACAUUGGGCAUCCUGAUCCUGGUGUUUAGUACUGUGGUCUUCGGAAUUCUGUCCAAGGCCAACUGGCGCCGACCUGCCGCCAACACAAACGAAGAAGCUACUCCGAUUUUGCUGAGAGAAGAAGCGAGUUAA
This is a messenger RNA of Nerophis lumbriciformis (worm pipefish), 858 nucleotides long. Lineage: Eukaryota; Metazoa; Chordata; Actinopteri; Syngnathiformes; Syngnathidae. The record is from RefSeq and is a predicted model, not a curated record.